AUACGAGAUGCGCAUCCGCCGUUGUAAUAGACCCUGCUAUAAAUACGCGCUCCUCGUACUGUGAUUCUCGUUUUGUGUUUUGAACCCCCUUCUACCACUGCAGUUUGCGUGUUUUCGUCGAGAGAAAACAGUAUGUGAUACUUUGAGAUCUAAUGAAGAAGUAUCUUGCACUUGCAGAUGGCCCGUACCAAGCAGACUGCACGAAAAUCUACUGGAGGAAAGGCUCCUAGGAAGCAGCUUGCAACCAAGGCUGCCCGGAAGUCUGCUCCGACAACUGGAGGUGUGAAGAAGCCACAUCGAUACCGCCCAGGAACUGUUGCCCUACGUGAAAUCCGGAAAUAUCAGAAGAGCACAGAGCUCCUGAUUAGGAAGCUGCCAUUCCAGAGGCUGGUCCGUGAAAUUGCACAGGACUUCAAGACGGAUCUGCGUUUCCAGAGCCAUGCUGUGCUUGCAUUGCAGGAGGCUGCAGAGGCAUAUCUGGUGGGGCUAUUUGAGGACACGAAUCUGUGUGCAAUUCAUGCCAAGCGGGUGACGAUCAUGCCCAAGGACAUACAACUGGCCAGAAGGAUUCGUGGUGAGAGGGCUUGAUCGUAUCUCCAUGAUCAUGCAUACCCUCUUCCCAGACUCUUCAAUCUUCCGCAUGUAUUGUGCUGAGAGUGCAAUUGAUGCUCUUUGGCAGGAAAGGGGGAACCAGAGGAACUUAAAUGUUUUUCUUUUCCUUUAUUUUGUUUUUUUUUAAAAGCUCUGGGUAAAAAUUUGCCUCUUAAUUUGUUUGAUUUUGUGCAAUGUUAGAUGACAGACCUCUGAUCUGACUAAAAAAAUUAAACAGAUUGCCCAUAUUUAAUUCUAUAUUUUGCAAUUGAAUCUCGACUGUUCUUUAA
Molecule: messenger RNA, 881 nt
Organism: Magnolia sinica
Lineage: Eukaryota; Viridiplantae; Streptophyta; Magnoliopsida; Magnoliales; Magnoliaceae
Product: histone H3.3
Exons: 5
Coding region: 178-588 (136 amino acids)
Cellular component (GO): nucleosome
Molecular function (GO): protein heterodimerization activity; structural constituent of chromatin; DNA binding
Source: RefSeq, a predicted model, not a curated record